AUGGCGGAUCCGAGUAAUAAGUAUUAUCCCUUGACCCCGGCUUUGGUACGCGCUUUAACUGAUAAGUUAUAUGAGAAAAGGAAGGCCGCCGCCUUGGAAAUUGAAAAGUGGGUAUUAGUCAUUAAUUCUUUGCUUCGCCCAUGCGCUGCUCACUGACGUGAUUUCAGAUUGGUUAAAGAACUUAUCAAACAGAAUCGAAUCAAAGAUCUAGGGAAGUUAAUAGAAGUCAUAGAAGAGUUGACAGCUACCCCCAAUGGGAACUGCCGCAAGGGUGGUCUGAUUGGCCUGGCGGCAAUUGCUAUUGGUCUUGGGAAGGUGAGGUUGAAGGAUUUUUUUUUUAUAAUAAUUUUUUUAUUAUCAUUUUAAACUCAUUAACAGAAUUAUGGGGAAUUCUCGGAAAAAUUGCUCACCUCGGCUCUGACGUGUUUCACGGACGCUGAUUCGAGGGUCCGCUAUUUUGCAUGCGAAUCACUCUACAAUGUGGUAAAAAUAUGUAGAACCUCAGCCUUGAAUCAGUUCGACAAGCUCUUCGAUGUUUUAUGGAAGCUAUCUUCGGAUUCUGAACAGACUGUCCGAAGUGGGGCUGAACUCCUGGACCGGCUGAUCAAGGUGGGUAAUUUGGACUGAAAGAUUCUCUUUAUUUAGGAUUUUUAAGUUUACGGCAUUAUGUUAUUUCAUUGAUCUGUUCUGUUAGGUCUAAAAACAUUAUUCCGCCGUUUUUAUGGCUCAACAAUUUUUUUCAAAACAAAAAGUUUACACUAAAGUUUAUUUAACAGUAAUUACCAUUAACAAUUAUGACAUUUUCCCACAAUGUCGGAAACUUUCUAAUAACAUCAGAGAAAAACUAUUUCGUUGAGCCAAUGGGAUGGUCAUCUUUGAAGCUCUAAAAACCGUCAUGAUUAGCCUUCAAUUUCAAUUUAUUUCCGCUGAUCAUCUAUCAAAAGUAGAGAAACAGGCCAUGAUUCGGGGCCAAGAUGGGGAUGUCACGUCGGUUCUCCAGUGUGCCAAUCCUCACGAAGGUCCUGCCACGGGUUGAGCUUAGCCUUACGAAACAUAUAUCAAUAGAUCGCGUUUUCAACGCUCUUUCAGGUGAUCUGAGAAAAAAUUACAAAAUUUUACUUCUACCUGUAAAAAAUGCACAAUAAAAAACGGCGGAUUCAUACUUUUACACUAAAACUUAUUUUAGGAGAUCGUCCGUAGUUCUCCAGACUUUGACGUCGAUGAAUUGAUGCUGUUAAUUCGCGAACGAAUAUACAGCAACAACUCUUCCAACCGACGAUUCAUUAUUGGAUGGGUAAGCUUUAACUUUUUUUCAGUCUCUUUUUAGUUGCAUACAGUUCUCAAAAUGCCCAAUUUUAAAGUGACACAUUUUGUGCCGGAAGUUGUCGAUGGAUUGUUUAAGGUGCUGGAUGAUCCGUCUCCAGCUGUUCAUGAUACUGCGGUUACAGUUCUGUCUGAGCUCUUGCACGCCUUGGAUCCAGAACAAAACGGUGAUCUAGUGAGUUUAAUUUUUAUUACUCGGUCUUUGAAGCGCCUCGGCUUUAACACCUUCUUUUUAGGAGGCACCCACCCCCAUAAUAAAUAUUUUGGUAGCCCACACGAAUACUUCUGCCCCAGCCAGAGAGAUCGCAUUGAUUUGGUUGAACCAGUUUUGCGUAUUUUACGGGAAGUCGAUUCUAAAUAACUUGUCGGCCAUGCUGGCGGCAUGUUUAGAUUGGCUUUACAACGAUAAGUUGAAGGCCAACGAAUUGAACAAGAGACUAUCAGAGUUAGUGGACCCUGGCACGGAGAUCGAAAUGGACUCGGUGGUGGAUGUUCUCUCGGCUCAUCUCCGACACGAACAAACUCAAACGAGGAUAGCAUCUUUAAAUUGGAUUCGUCUUCUGCAUUCCACUUAUCCUAAGGCCAUGUUCGUCUACAUUAACCGGCUAUUCCCCGUAUUGCUGGACCUUUUGAUGGACUCGGCUGAUGAUGUUUUGAUGUUGGACAUCAUGUUAAUAACAGACUUUUGCUCCUCAGCCAAUCAAACUGAAGUCGAUUUGAAAAGUUUUGAUCUCUCCGAUGAAGUAAUCACACAGUUUGGGGACAUAUCACCAUAUCUUGUCAAGUUUUGCCUCAGUCUUCUAGAUCUCUUCAAGUCAGAUCCAAAGUUGAUGGAUGAACGGGGAAUACAAAUAAUAAGGUUAGUAAUUAAAGGAAGUGUAAUAUCAUUUGUUUAGACAAUUAUGUCUCCUUUUGGAGCCAGCAGAUGUUUUUAAGUCAUUAGCUCUUCUAUUGAUCCAUAAAGAGGAGGAUGUGGAGUUCCUUUCUCGGUUGGUAGCCAUGCUCAACAGGAUAUUGCUUACCGCCAACGAACUCUUUAAACUCCGGGUCUCCCUUAAAAGUCCACAGGAAAAUGUAAGAAAUGUCCGUCUCGAUUUAAAUUAAAUUUUAUUUUAGAAUGUGGUUAAUCUGUUUGAAUGCCUUUAUCGCUGUUGGUGUUAUCAACCGAUCUGCUUGUUAUCACUUUGUCUGCUCUCUCAGAAUUAUCAGCAUGCUGUCGAUUUAGCUGCAAGAUUGUCUGAAUUGGACCUUACUGUAGACAUCCUCACAGAACUGGAUCGCCUAGUACAGCUAAUUGAGUCGCCCAUUCUAGCCUGUAAGUUCCCUUCGAAAAAAAUAUUUUAUUUUUUAGAUGUCCGUAUGGAUUUAUUAUCAUCAGAACAUCAACGUCCUCUGGCUUCUGUUCUGUCAGCCUUGCUUAUGUUGUUGCCCCAAACUGAAGCCUUUAACACCCUUCAUAAAAGACUUCAAGCCAUUCCACACUUACAAUUGAUUGAGUAAGUUAUUUUGGCUCCAAAUAUGCUUGUUAUAGAACACCAAAGACACCGAAACCCCAGCUGAAUCUCGACUUUAAGAAGUUGCUAACACAUUUCGACAAGAUUUCAUCAGAAAGAAAAGAAAAUCUUCGAAGGAAACACGUGGCAUUACUUAAUUCGAUGGCCCGAAACAGCUGA
This is a messenger RNA of Bursaphelenchus xylophilus (pine wood nematode), 2996 nucleotides long. Lineage: Eukaryota; Metazoa; Nematoda; Chromadorea; Rhabditida; Aphelenchoididae. The record is from the annotation of a GenBank genome assembly.